AUGAGCCAACUAUCUCGCCUUCGAGACGAGGUGACACUCCUCAGUGGAGCAGACGGGCCUCAGCCCUCACACGACCAUCUCCUCGUCUACUUCAUCCCGGGCAAUCCAGGACACGUGGAGUACUAUCGCCAAUUCCUCGUCGAGGUUCGCGACGCGCUGAAAGCCUCUGGACGGGAAGAUGUCGUCGUCCACGGUGCUUCUCACGAUGGAUUCGAGACGCACGGCUCGCCUACCCCAACCGCACCUUAUUCUCUCCAAGAAGUGAUAGAGAGCACGCAGCGGAAAGUUGCCUCGAAAGCACGGGAGCUCGCGGGUUCAGAUACACCGCCCACACCCGUCAGAGUUGUGCUCGUUGGACACUCCGUGGGCGCCUAUAUCCUGCUGGAGACUGUGGCCUGGUGGCAGAAGCAGGCGGCAGAGCGAAAAUCUCUGGAAAUCGUUGGCGGAGUGUGUCUGUUCCCGACCGUGGUGGACAUUGCCAAGAGCUCAAAGGGAAAAGUGUUCAGCGUACGUCCGCUGCUUGGCAUGUAAUGUGUUUGUCUGCUGAUUUCGAAGGAGUGGCUCCUGAUGAUACCCUACCUCUCACUCAUCGCCCACUUCGCCGCUCGCCUUCUAUCUUGGAUCCCGCUCUGGCUAUGGAAUUGGCCUAAAUCACUAACCCCCGGCGAAAAGCUUCCCGAACAUACCGCCGUGACAGAAGCGGUGCUCCGCAGUCCCACCGGAGCUAGACAAACAGUCUUCAUGGCCGCAGACGAGAUGCUCGAAAUCAGAGAAGACAGAUGGCAUCCGGCAAACUUAUGGGGAGUACAGCCUCCUCCGAGCAAAAUGGAAACUGAAAUUCACGCGGUGGCCUCAGCACCGAGGACGAAACUGUUCUUCUACUGGGGCGAGGAUGAUUAUUGGGUGGAUAACGAUGUGAGAGAUCGGCUCAUUGCGAAACGUGCCACACGGCAGGGUGACGAGAUGACCGCCGACUGGCCUGAAAUGCUCAUUGACAAGCAUAAGAUGGACCACUGCUUCUCUCUAAACCGAGAGCACUCGGAGCUGGUUGCCACGCAAGUCGCUGGCUGGGUCGAAAAGCUGCUGCCGCAGAAGGAAUGA
Messenger RNA from Lecanosticta acicola, 1101 nucleotides. NCBI's taxonomy places the organism in Eukaryota, Fungi, Ascomycota, Dothideomycetes, Mycosphaerellales, Mycosphaerellaceae. The record is from the annotation of a GenBank genome assembly.